GCAUCGUUGCAAGAAUUACAAGUGGUCAAGGAGCGUCUUCAGUCGGAUUACGACAAACUGAAAGCAGAGGAAGGAGAACGUGAGAAACGCAUCAAGGAAUUAUCGGGUCUUUCUGAGAAGCGUGAACAGGCAAAGAGUGAUCUGAAAGGUUCAGUGACUCAUGGUGUUGCGAUUUUGAACUCAUCGUAUAGUCAGCUGUUCGGUGGUGCUUGUCAAUGCAAGAGUUGA
Messenger RNA from Anisakis simplex (herring worm), 228 nucleotides. NCBI's taxonomy places the organism in Eukaryota, Metazoa, Nematoda, Chromadorea, Rhabditida, Anisakidae. The record is from the annotation of a GenBank genome assembly.